Molecule: messenger RNA, 546 nt
Organism: Fraxinus pennsylvanica
Lineage: Eukaryota; Viridiplantae; Streptophyta; Magnoliopsida; Lamiales; Oleaceae
Source: the annotation of a GenBank genome assembly
AUGGGAUUUGCUGAUAUCAGAAGACUGUUAAGAAUGGAUAUGACUAUGAAGGUUAUAUCUUUCUCUCAGCUAGGGCCUCGUGCAAUAUGUGUUCUCUCUGCUAAUGCAGAGGCUCCAACAUGUGAUACAAGAAAAGGAGGAAUUGUUAGAAAAGCUUCAGAUGAGAAGUCGGCAAAAACUGAAUUUGAUGCAUUAGCAAAAGCAGAGCGCAUGCUAAUGAUGAUUGAGAAAAAUCUACAUGAUGCAGAAGCGGAAAAGAAACAUUUUGAGAAUGUCAUGAGCAACCAAGUUCUUUCUUACCUCAAUAAUGCAGAGGCAGAGUAUCGGGAGUUCGAACAUAAGUGUAAGGAAAACCGCCGGAAAGCUUCAAUUAUCUGCCCUGAGAGCGAGAUCGAAGCUUUAGGGGGCUGUAGUGAGAGCAAUCCAGAGCAACUCAGUGCUCAACUAAGCAGGAUGAAUCAAAGACUUCAGCGUGAGAGCCAGAGAUUUCCAGAAUCCAUCGAGGAUCUCAGGAUGUUGAACCAAAAAAGGAGCGUAAAAUCCUAA